AUGGUGCCGGCUCAUGUUCACUUCGGUAUUCUAAUGUUGGAGAAGUUUAAAUUAUUUAAGGAAGAGAUUGCUUUGUUAGAUGCAUAUUCUGGCGCUGAAAUGUCUUACGGAGAGAUGGCUCAGAUGUCAGUGGAUAUAGCAUUAUCCCUAUCUCGCAUAGGAGUGGGAAAAGGAGAUGUGAUCUGUAUUUGCUCCGAAAAAAGAAUGGAGUUUAUACCAACAAUGAUAGGAGUAUUGUGCAUUGGAGCUACAUUCACUACUGCCGAUAUAAGUUGUAAGAAUGUUAAAGAUUUUUUAGCAACACCAGUAAACGGUUGGUGUGAUACAGCAUUGAUAUUGUAUUCCUCCGGCACGACGGGACAACCAAAAGCCGUACCACUUACCCACCUUAAUUACAUUCUUUGUCAUCAACAUGGACUUUGUAACAGUCGAUUCACAAAAACAAUGAUGCUGAGUACAAGAGAAUGGUAUUAUACAUACGGACUAAAUCACACAAUUGGGACAUUGCUGGUAGGUGCUACUGUGGUCUACACAAGAGAUCAGAUCACUGACUAUUUACAAGCAAUUCAGGAUUACAAGGUUAGCUUCAUACAAGUUGUUCCUACCACAAUCAGAGACCUCGUCAAUUCUAACCUAAAAAAUUAUGACGUAUCUUCAUUAAUUUGUAUGAUGUCUACAAGCACUCCGAUAGAUGCAGAUUUAGUGAAAACUGCUAAGGAGAAGUUCCCAAAACUCAAACAAGUCUCCCAAAUGUACGGUAUGACAGAAGCUGGUUGUUUGUGUGAUGAUUUAAACACACCUAAAGGUCCCAAACCAGGGAGCGUUGGUUGUGUCAACCCAGGAGUUGUUAUUAAGGUGGUAGAUAUUAAGACAGGUGAACCUGUAGGACCGAAUGAGACAGGGGAAAUAUGCUUUAAGACGCCAUCUUUGAUGCCAGACGCAGACUGGGUUGCGGGCGAUAGACAGUUUAAUUAUACAUUAGGAACUAACGGUACAAUAUUUUUAACAGGUUAUUUAGGGGACUUAUCACGAAAUUAUUUAGAUGGGGAAGGUUUCUUUAAAUCCGGCGACAUUGGAUACUACGAUGAAGAUCUGUACUUCUACAUCACUCAUAGAAUAAAAGACAUCAUCAAGUAUAAAGGAGCCACGAUGUCUCCAAAUGAGAUAGAAGCAGUACUCCUACAGUAUCCAGGAGUUAGAGAAGCUUGUGUGGUAGCAAUUGAGCAUAGACAAUAUGGCGAAGUUCCCGCCGCAGCGGUAAUAGCGGAUGACGUCACUGCAGAGGAACUUAUGACCUUUGUGACUGAACAGUUGACAUCGAUCAGUAUGGACGGUGGUAUAAAAUUCGUUGAUAAUCUACCUAAAGUCGAAGGUGUUAAGUUGAAUAGGAAAGCUGUUAAAGAUUUAUUUGAUAUCUAA
Molecule: messenger RNA, 1419 nt
Organism: Papilio machaon (common yellow swallowtail)
Lineage: Eukaryota; Metazoa; Arthropoda; Insecta; Lepidoptera; Papilionidae
Product: 4-coumarate--CoA ligase 1
Exons: 10
Coding region: 1-1419 (472 amino acids)
Biological process (GO): fatty-acyl-CoA biosynthetic process; long-chain fatty acid metabolic process
Molecular function (GO): long-chain fatty acid-CoA ligase activity
Source: RefSeq, a predicted model, not a curated record